This is a messenger RNA of Porites lobata, 502 nucleotides long. The record is from the annotation of a GenBank genome assembly. NCBI's taxonomy places the organism in Eukaryota, Metazoa, Cnidaria, Anthozoa, Scleractinia, Poritidae.
AUGCGCACUCAUCUCAAUUCAGGCCACGACACAGAGACAGCCUCACAAAUGAUGACGGUCAUUGAGUCAUCUGGCGGAAUUUCUGGUGUCCGGGUGACGGUGAGCGGGCCACAACAUGCUGCAAAGUCCACUCUAGUAAAAUGGGAGGGAGUUAGUUUCAUUAACAACAUUGCAUACACCAAGGAAGGUUUGCAUGUUUGGAGAGCUUAUGGAAUUGGCUCUGGCAAAUUUGUACCCUGGAGCAACUUCAAGUUGGGAGUCUUCCUCCGCUAAGAAACAGAAACAGAGUUCUAGUGCUGAAGUAUCUUUCCAAACUGCCAAAGCCAGGAGCAAACCAAAGCAAAAACCGGUUUUAGAAGAGGUUCCACAGAACAGAAAUAACAGCGACGACGAUGAGAGCUGUAACGACGAAGGAAGCGAUCUGUUUUUCUAUCCACAAGAGGGAUGUGUCAAGUCCUUUGUACAAUACUCAUCGCUACAAAAACAUCUGGACUGUGGUUAA